ACAUCGACGAGUGCGAGAACCACCUGGCGUGUCCCGGCCAGGAGUGCGUCAACACCGCGGGCUCCUUCCGCUGCCAGCCCUGCCCCGACGGCUUCCGGCUGCGCCAGGGGCGCUGCGCAGACGUGGACGAGUGCUCGGGGGGCUCCCCCUGCGCCCCCCACGGCCGCUGCCUCAACACCGCCGGCUCCUUCCUCUGCGAGUGCCAGCGCGGCUACCGCGCCGCCGCCGGCGCCACCGCCUGCCAGGACGUCAACGAGUGCCUGGAGGGUGACUUCUGCUUCCCGCACGGCGAGUGCGUCAACACGGCCGGCUCCUUCCGCUGCCUCUGCGCCGACGGCUACGCCGGCACCGCCGACGGCACCGCCUGCACCGACGUGGACGAGUGCCAGGAGUACGGGGCCGGGCUCUGCGGGGCGCAGCGCUGCGAGAACAUUCCGGGCUCCUAUCGCUGCGUGCCCGAGUGCCAGCCGGGAUUCCGGCCCGGAGACGGCGGCGACUGCCUCGACGUGGACGAGUGCUCCAACGGGACCCUGUGCGGCGCCCACGCCACCUGCCACAACCUGCCCGGCUCCUUCCAGUGCGCCUGCGACCCCGGCUACGAGACCGCCCGGCACGGCCACCACUGCGUGG
This is a messenger RNA of Onychostruthus taczanowskii (white-rumped snowfinch), 630 nucleotides long. Its product is annotated as latent-transforming growth factor beta-binding protein 4-like. Gene Ontology annotation, molecular function: calcium ion binding. The record is from RefSeq and is a predicted model, not a curated record. Lineage: Eukaryota; Metazoa; Chordata; Aves; Passeriformes; Passeridae. The transcript has 5 exons. The annotation marks the transcript as partial.